AUGCUGCGCUCGUCGUGGCGUCUACGCGGCUCGUUAUCGCUGCGCUAUCUGUCGACUACGACUGCGUUCACUCCCUCACCUCGUCGCCAGCUUCAGUACGUCACGUCCGACACGAUCGACCGCCGUUUGCUGCAGGGUUUAACCUCCGCAGACGACGACACCCGACCCGUGAACCUCAUUCAGGACGAGGAAAGCGCACGACGCAUACUGCAAAAGAUCGAGGAGUUGGGACCCAAUCAUUUUCACGCGUGUGACACAGAAGUGGCACAGAUUGACGUCAAGGCAGUGGGACCUGUAGGUAAUGGCGUGGUUACGUGUCUUUCGCUUUACAGUGGACCUGAUGUGGACUACGGCAACGGUCCUUAUGUCUGGGUGGACAAUCUGGACAGCGCUGAAGGCACAUUGCAAUACUUUAAAGAGUUUUUGGAAAGUAAAAACUACCUUAAAGUGUGGCAUAACUACAGUUUCGACCGCCAUGUGCUGUAUAACCACGGCAUCAACGUCCAAGGACUAGGAGGAGACACGAUGCACAUGGCUAGACUCUGGAACACGGCUAGAUUCCAGAAUGGAGGCUAUUCUUUAGAGUCCCUAACUGCAGACUUAUUACUGCAGAGAAAGAAGCCAAUGAAAGAAUUAUUUGGCAUCCCCAAGCUCAAGAAGGACGGGUCCAAGGGCAAAGAGAGGAUCAUGCCUACAGUUGAGGAGCUACAGAGGUUUCCCGAAUUUAGGAAACGCUGGAUUAGAUACAGUGUCUACGAUGCAGAGAGCACGUGGUUCUUGCACCGUGUGCUGCAGGAUAAAUUGGACCAGACAUUUUGGUUCGAGAAGCCGAAUGGGGACGAGUCCCAGGUCGGAUCCAUGUACGAUUUCUAUCGUCAGUAUAUUGUCCCGUUCGGAGAGUGCCUCACGGAUAUUGAACGGAAGGGCAUGCACGUGGAUCUGGAGUAUCUCGCGGGUGUCGAGAAGCAGGCGUUGGAGGACAGAGCGCGGCUGGAAAAGCUUGUACUGCUGUGGGCGUCUAGGUAUUGUGAGGAGAGCGAGCGUAUUAAUUUAUACAGCGCUGCACAGAAGCAGCAGUUGCUGUUUGCGCCGUACUUUAAUGAGAAGAAGAACAAGCAGGUGCUGCCUGCUGAGCGUUUGUUUGAAGUGGAGAACACGGAAGGGUUUAUUGAAGAGGGCAAGCAGAAGGCGAAGAAGAAGCGCAAUAUUAUCAUUCGAGGGUUGGGGAUUCCACCUACGCACUUUACAGCUAGCGGACUCCCCGCAGCCAGUGCUGAAGUCUUGAAGGAACUCGCAGGCAAUCCUGAAACAGAUCCUCCUCAAUACGGGCGCGCGUAUGGCCAUUUUGAGGACAAAGAGGAAGGAGCCGCCGCUUGUGUAGCUUUGAAGGCGCUGUUCGACAUCAGCAGUAUCAACACCAUGCUCAACAACUUCAUUCUACCUCUCCAGGAGCUGGCAGACAGCAAUAGCCGUGUACACUGCUCGUUGAAUCUCAACACAGACACAGGUCGCUUGUCAUCGCGAAAACCCAACUUACAGAACCAACCUGCAAUGGGUAAAGAUCGCUACAAGAUUCGAGAUGCUUUCACAGCUCCACCGGGCAAGAAGCUCAUCGUAGCCGAUUACUCGCAGCUGGAGUUACGGCUUAUGGCUCACAUUACACAGUGUAAAGCAAUGAUCGAGGCGUUCAAGGCUGGUGGUGACUUCCACUCCCGUACAGCCAUGGGAAUGUAUCCGUAUGUGGCGAAAGCCGUGGAGAAUGGCGAAGCGCUGUUGGAAUGGGAUCAUACCACUGGCAAGGAACCUCCUGCUCCGCUUCUAAAGGACAAGUACGGCGAUGAGCGUAAAAAUGCCAAGGUGCUCAACUUCUCGAUUGCUUACGGCAAGACUGCGUUUGGUCUGGCAAAAGACUUCAAUGUAUCUCGUAAAGAAGCAGCGGAUACUCUGGAAAAAUGGUAUUCUGACCGAGGAGAGGUACGGGAGUGGCAAAAGAAAGCCAUCGAGACUGCGAGAACGUAUGGCUACACUCGUACACUACUUGGAAGGUAUCGUCGACUUCCGGACGCUAUGCUGAAGGACGAUAGUAUGGCAUCAAAGAAGGCUAGAGGCCAUGCUGAGCGCGCUGCUAUUAACACUCCUAUCCAAGGCGCAGCUGCCGACGUCGUUAUGCAGGCCAUGCUUCAAGUGCAUCAGAACCCGAGGUUACGCGAACUUGGGUGGGAGAUGGUGUCCCAGAUUCACGAUGAAAUUAUCGUCGAAGGUCCUGAAGAAUCUGUAGAUGAAGCGAUGAAACUUGUGGUGCAUCUUAUGGAGAAUCCAUUCCAGAAACCACUCUCUGUGGCUUUAGAGGUGGACGCCAAGGUUGAUGACUCAUGGUUUAAAGCAAAAUAG
Phytophthora nicotianae INRA-310 is the source of this 2391-nucleotide messenger RNA. RefSeq lists its product as hypothetical. Gene Ontology annotation, biological process: DNA-templated DNA replication; double-strand break repair. The record is from RefSeq and is a predicted model, not a curated record. The coding region runs from base 1 to 2391 and encodes 796 amino acids. The transcript has 2 exons. Gene Ontology annotation, molecular function: 3'-5' exonuclease activity; DNA binding; DNA-directed DNA polymerase activity. Lineage: Eukaryota; Oomycota; Peronosporomycetes; Peronosporales; Peronosporaceae.